UCCUACGUCUCCGGCUUUACAGAAUACCAUUUCUCUUUUUUCCUCUGUCCUCCGCCUCCUCCUUCUCCACCUCCUCCUCCCCCAGCCCAUGGCCGUCGUCCGUGAACGCCGCCAGCUCAACCUCCGCCUCCCUAUUCCUGAAUCCUCCGAGCGCCGUCCUCGCUUCCCCUUGCCACUUCCUCCCAGUGUCACCACUUCUACCAACAACACCACGACAGCUGCCUCCGCUAUGAUUUCUUGUAACGAUCUCGAAAAGCUCCAAGUUUUAGGCCAUGGAAAUGGUGGUACAGUCUAUAAAGUACGUCAUAAGAGGACUUCCCAAGUUUAUGCCCUUAAAGUUGUCCAUGGCGACACCGAUGACUCCCUCGUCCGCCGCCAAGUCAUCCGAGAAAUGGAAAUCCUACGCCGAACAGAUUCUCCUUAUAUCGUUCACUGCCAUGGAAUCUAUGAGAAACCCUCUGGUGAUAUAGGGAUUUUAAUGGAGUAUAUGGAUUUAGGCACUCUUGAUACGCUUCUGCAAAAGCAAGGUACUUUCUCAGAGGCUAAACUUGCUCAUGUGGCUCGUCAGGUUCUUAAUGGGCUAAACUACUUACACAGCCAUAAAAUCAUCCAUCGGGACAUUAAACCUUCAAAUUUAUUGGUGAAAAAUGGGAUGGAAGUGAAGAUUGCUGAUUUUGGUGUAAGCAAAAUCAUGCACAGAACUCUAGAUGCUUGUAAUUCCUAUGUGGGUACUUGUGCUUAUAUGAGCCCUGAACGCUUCGACCCUGAUACUUACGGAGGAAACUACAAUGGAUAUGCUGCUGACAUUUGGAGCUUGGGUCUUACCUUGUUGGAGCUCUAUUUGGGUCAUUUCCCAUAUUUGAAACCAGGUCAGAGACCUGAUUGGGCCACUCUGAUGUGCGCUAUCUGCUUCGGUGACCCACCAAACUUGCCGGAGGAUGCGUCGGAGGAGUUUCGGAGCUUUCUAGAGUGUUGCUUGCAGAAAGAAUCUAGCAAGAGGAGGACGGCAGCACAGUUACUGUCACACCCAUUUGUUUGUAAAGAUCCGAGAUCCGACAAGUGAACUGGUCAUCCAAGUGAAUUGGCAAUUGAGUUUUGUAUAGAAACGGCCGGAUUCGGAUUCGGAUUCGGUUUCAGAUUCACAUUCGGAUUUUUCAUUUUCAUUAAUUAAUUUUCUUCUUUUGUA
Hevea brasiliensis (rubber tree) is the source of this 1186-nucleotide messenger RNA. RefSeq names its product mitogen-activated protein kinase kinase 9-like. NCBI's taxonomy places the organism in Eukaryota, Viridiplantae, Streptophyta, Magnoliopsida, Malpighiales, Euphorbiaceae. Gene Ontology annotation, cellular component: cytoplasm. Gene Ontology annotation, molecular function: ATP binding; protein serine/threonine kinase activity. The record is from RefSeq and is a predicted model, not a curated record. Bases 89 to 1063 code for a protein of 324 amino acids. Gene Ontology annotation, biological process: protein phosphorylation. The transcript has a single exon.